UCAUUUGCAGUACUUCAUCAGCUGUAUCGUUGGUCGGAUGUGCAAAAAUCGUCGUGGAAUACGUGCGCGCCGAGUACUAGGGACUCUUUUUUCUGCUUCAUAGGACAUCAAUCAGUUAUGUAUAUUAUCUGUGUUUGACAAUCAAAUGGAUAGUGGUAAUGUUCGUGCGCCCCCAGCUGAAGGAACCGAUCCCGUUGAUGAUCCCGCCAUGAACAAACGAUAAGCUGUGCAACUGAGUUUUAAUUGCGACCAAUGAAUGUGUUAAGCUACUGAUUGAAUGAACGAGUGGCAGUUUAUUGGUUUGCCUCGGUGUGUGUUCAAUUUAUUAUGCCUGAGUUGAUAAAUCAUUUGCUAGUUUAUUGGCUAGUCUCACGGUUGUAAAGAGUGGUGUGUUUGUGUUUGAAAUAAAUCUAAUUCAUUAACGAACCCCGGUAAUUGUUCUAGUAUUGAGAAUUUUUUAUCAGUGCUAUUCGAAGCCUUGCAGAAGGUGCAUCACCAGUGAGACAUGCAACAAAAUUGCUGAAACACCUGCUUCAAGAACCGACCGAGAAUUCACCCGAGCCCAACAGCGGAAGAAUCGUGCCAAAGCUACGGUAUCCGCAACCAACCAGAACACUAGAGACACAUAGUGGUUGAAAUUUUACCUCUGUGCUGGCUUUGCGACAGGACACGAAAAAAAUCGCAUUCCACAUUCCUCUACCAAGCAAAGUGGGGCUGGCCGGGUGAGGAAAAUGUAAAAUAAUGCAAAAACAGUCAAGAUGACGAUAAAACUUCACGAGUGCAAACAUAAACAUCAUCAUAAACAUCAUCGCAGUGACAACAGUCGUAGAAUUAAUUUAACUUCCGGCACAGCGGACGGUAGUUGUGGGGUGUGGAAGGUGAAACCGGAAAAGGUGGUAACUAGUGCAGAUUACGGCGAUGGUGAAGGUGAGCUAGCGAAAUCUGACCCAGCUGCGGUGCUGGAAGACGUGGCGAGGGUAGCUUGCUCUGUUUCUGUACGAAACUUGAAGGCCAGCAGUAGUGUGUCCACCGCGCGUGCCUGUGAUGGUGAUACGGCGAAUGGUGGUCCAUCGCUAACAGCACGGUCGCAGCAGAGCAAACAGUAUCACAUCUGUCAGCAGAACAGCAGUUGGAGCCAUCCGAUUAGUUUUAGUGUAAAAUUGUUUCGUUCCCAAUUACUACAAACUGUGAUCGUGUUGUACAUAGCACUUGUAGUAAUUAUAGCAGAUGCAGUGGCAGCAUUUGAGCCUGAUUUUGUAUACCCACUGGAAAAUGUUACGGUAGCAAAAGGACGUGACGCCACGUUUACGUGCGUCGUGAAUAACCUUGGUGGUUAUAGGGUGAGUGGGGAGGCAACUCCAGCUAGGGUAGCCUGGAUAAAGGCUGACGCGAAAGCGAUCCUGGCAAUCCAUGAGCACGUGAUCACCAACAACGGGCGUCUGUCAGUGACGCACAAUGACUACAACACCUGGACGCUGGUGAUACGAAAUGUCAAAAUGGAAGACCGAGGGCUGUACAUGUGCCAGGUCAACACCGAUCCGAUGAAAAUGCAGACUGCAUUUCUCGAGGUUGUGAUCCCACCGGACGUCAUCUAUGAGGAGACAUCCGGCGAUAUGAUGGUCCCAGAGGGCGGCUCGGCCAAGUUAGUGUGCAAAGCACGUGGCUAUCCGAAACCGAAGAUCAUCUGGCGAAGGGAGGAUGGGCGAGAGAUAAUCGCACGUAACGGCACCCAUGGGAAGAUGAAAGCCACAGUCGUGGAAGGCGAGAUGCUAUCACUUACCAAGGUGACACGUUCGGAGAUGGGUGCGUACAUGUGCAUCGCGUCCAACGGUGUUCCACCGUCCGUGAGCAAGCGGAUGAAACUGCAAGUACAUUUUCAUCCUCUGAUACAAGUGCCGAAUCAGCUUGUUGGCGCCCCAUUGGGAACCGAUGUUACGGUAAUUUGCAAUGUGGAAGCAUCACCGAAGGCAAUUAACUACUGGCAGCGGGAAAAUGGCGAGAUGAUAAUCUCCAACGAUCGUUAUUCAAUGAACGAAAACGAAAGCUCAAUGUACGCGGUGCAGAUGACACUAGUGAUCCGCAAGCUGCACAAAGCCGAUAUGGGCGGUUACAAAUGCAUAUCGAAGAACAGCAUCGGUGAUGCCGAGGGCACGAUUCGGUUGUACGAGAUGGAGCUCCAGAAAAAAACCAAAUCAGCACAUAGACUGAACAGCGUGGAGGAUUCUUCUGUUAAUGAUGAAAUCAACUCUACGCCAAACAUUGACCUACCCGAGGAGAAUAAUAAAAUCCACAAAAACGGGCGCCUGUACAAGGGACUGCAAGGUAGCGAGCACGAUCUGAUGAGUUCCUCUGGUGCAGCCGGAACUAUUGCAAUCGGUGGGGUCCACCCGUACCUGCUCCAUCAUCGGCCUCAUCAAUCAUCGUGGUCUGGCGGGGUGAAGCUGCUAAUUGUCCUGCUGGUGCACCUACGCCACCUGCUCGCCCGGCUACUGCUUCGAAUUUUCAAAACGAUGCAGCAUCCAAACGGUUGGUACCGAAGCUGCAGCGCUAUCUUCCGCUGGCCACAUUUGCCGACGGUACUGUUAAACUCGUCGUUGUGAUUUUCGCUGUUAAUUCUGCUGAUCGGUGUGCGUUUGAGCGUUGUUUAGGCCUGCUAGUUGUGUAAAUACCUUGGACUGUGUGCACAAGCUCUUUCCUUCCGCGGCAAAAGUUGUUAUCAUUGACAAAGUGAGAAACACCAGAGAGACCGCUCAUCACUAUCCACCCAAUGUGUGUGGAAAUUGCGACUGUUUUCCAUGACUCUUCCGCUAGCUGCUUCUACACGCUGGCUCAAUCAUAACAUGGUCGAAGAAGUUGAACGUAAAUAACUGUAUAUUUUAAAAGUAAGUGCCAAACAAAUAUUGCAAAUAGAUGAACAGGCGAUGACAGUGUCGUUAAAAACCAUACACACACGUUCAUACAAUUUAUAUUCAUAUUCAUUGCUGAUGGUAAAUAGCAUCAUUUUAUGAAGUAUUAUGAAUGCAAAACAAAAAUAUGAGAGUGUAUGAAAUAUUAUGACAAGUUUUUAUUAUGAAUAAAAAUCUGGCGCUUAUUGUUACGACGUAAAGAGAUAGCAAUUAUAAUAACAUAUGUCAUGUCACAAACAGAAGGUUCAAUGAAUAGAACACUGCUAAAUAAUGGUAGAUAAACAACAUAAAUAAAAGCAACCGUAACAAAUUUAGCCAAUCUAUGUACGGAUAUAUUUCCGCUGGAGAAGAAAUUGUUCUGCAGUUGUUUGUAAUGAUGCCGAAACGGUGCAUACGUUAAACAAUGCAAAUGAGUGGUGAAAACACAAUGGAAUUGCAGCAAAUCUGUAUCUGCUAUUACAAAAUAUGUAAAUAUGAAUACCAGUAAGAUCAUGGAUACACUAGAACAGAUAAAGCAACAAAUAAAAUAAAAUAAAAUAAACGAUUUAAAAAGUUAA
This is a messenger RNA of Topomyia yanbarensis, 3463 nucleotides long. Its product is annotated as lachesin-like. The record is from RefSeq and is a predicted model, not a curated record. The coding region runs from base 759 to 2600 and encodes 613 amino acids. NCBI's taxonomy places the organism in Eukaryota, Metazoa, Arthropoda, Insecta, Diptera, Culicidae. The transcript is spliced from 12 exons. Gene Ontology annotation, cellular component: neuron projection.